Molecule: messenger RNA, 1152 nt
Organism: Alternaria ventricosa
Lineage: Eukaryota; Fungi; Ascomycota; Dothideomycetes; Pleosporales; Pleosporaceae
Exons: 4
Coding region: 1-1152 (383 amino acids)
Biological process (GO): positive regulation of proteasomal ubiquitin-dependent protein catabolic process; protein polyubiquitination; ubiquitin-dependent protein catabolic process
Cellular component (GO): cytoplasm; ubiquitin ligase complex
Molecular function (GO): ubiquitin protein ligase activity; ubiquitin conjugating enzyme binding; zinc ion binding
Source: RefSeq, a predicted model, not a curated record
AUGGCCCCUUCAACCCGACUACGAGCUAGGCCGGACCGCCGUGUCAACUAUGCUGAGCCCUCUGGCCCGAUAGGUACCCGCAAUAACCCUGUGCGUAUCGAAGAGACCCCAGAGCCCGAAGCCGGCUCCCGAACCUCGCCUGCCCCUACCACAUCCGUCAGAAAGCGCGGUCGUAAGCUUCCUGUUCGCAAGAAAACUAGAGCUAUCUCACCUGAGGUACCAGAGGCCUCUCUUGAGAAGGACUCCAAAGCUGUCGCUCGUGUCAAGGCUGGUGCUGUUGUUAAACCAAAAGCAGAGCCGAAGACACGCAAGAAGCUUCCGACACCGAAGGGAAAAGAGCGACCGAAGAAGCAAGAGUGCUCAAUCUGCGCAACAACCAAGGACACGUCUAGAUCUUUCAAGGUCCCCAAUGAUGCUUGCGAACAUCUUCAGACUAUCUGUAACUUAUGUGUCGCAAAGAUGCUCAAGACAAAGGUCGCCGAUCGUCAGCUUAAGGAUGCAGAGUUGAGCUGCCCGGUCCACAAAUGCGACUAUUUGCUAGACUAUGCAGCUCUUCAGGCUAUAGUUAGCAAGGCCGCUUUCGAAGACUACGAUAAAGCCGUCACGAAGCACGCUUUAUCUAGUGGCGAAUCAUACAUCGCGAAGAAGGCGGAGGACGACUUGUCCAAGAGGGCUGUCAAGACUAUGGGAGCCAAGCCAUGCCCAAAGUGCGGUAUGAACAUCCAGAAGCACGGUGGAUGCGAUCACAUGACAUGUGAGCAGUGCGGCCACAACUUCUGUUGGGUGUGUCUCGUUGAGUACACCAAGGACAUUCGGCACCGCGACGACUGCCCGCAUGCGCGAGUUCACGUUGCUGUCGAUCCUGGCAAUUGGCUUCCUGAAGACUUGACUCUUGCGCAGAUCAACCGCCUUAUCGCCGAAGCAGAUGCUCGUCUCGAUGCGCCGUUGGAAGCUCCCGCACACGCUCCCGUACACGCUCCUCAUGUGGCACCGGCCCCACCUCCACCCGCUGUUGCUUUCGGCGGCAUACUCAACCCUUUCAAUUGGAUGGGCGGUGGAGAUGGAGAUGGUGAGAAUGCAGGCGCGGCUGGUGCUAAUCGUCACCCACCUGCUCGGGACCAUGAACGCAGACGGCGGGGCGAUGAAUUUUGA